Molecule: messenger RNA, 1733 nt
Organism: Leopardus geoffroyi (Geoffroy's cat)
Lineage: Eukaryota; Metazoa; Chordata; Mammalia; Carnivora; Felidae
Gene: ITGB1BP2
Product: integrin subunit beta 1 binding protein 2
Exons: 11
Coding region: 509-1555 (348 amino acids)
Source: RefSeq, a predicted model, not a curated record
GUUGGAUGCAUACUAUGGCUUAAGUGAUUGACAAAGAUUGGUGCUAUUGGCGGUACAUAGACGCAAUGAGGAUGACAAGAAAGCUACUGCUUUGAAAGAGGAAGAAAGUGAGCUGGAGGAACUGGGGUACCUUCAUUGAGCUGAGAGGGGUCUAAAAAUUGGGAUUCAUUUCUGAGCAGCUGCUGGCAUGUCAGAGGCUUGGAAUCGGCCUGGUAAAUCUAAAACUGUCUCAGCAGUGGUUAGCUGACCUCACCCAAGUUCCAAGCCUUACUCUGCUUGAUCCUUUUUUCUUGAGCCUCAGAGCUAAAAUGCUCCUGAGCUCCUUCUGAUUGGUUGAGAAGACCAAUUGAAGUUCCCUUGCCCAUGUUAGGAGGUGUACGCCUCCUGAACUAAAGAUAGAAACAGCUGGCCCUUCCAGGCAGCUAAAAGCCUCCAGACUAAGAGGUGUUUCCCACUCGGCAGCCAGACUCCUUGAAAUACCCUUUGAGUAAUUCUACCAACGUCCUCCAUGUCUCUAUUCUGCCAUAACAAAGGCUGUGGGCAGCACUUUGACCCCAAUGCAAACCUUCCUGAUUCCUGUUGCCAUCACCCUGGGGUCCCAAUCUUCCAUGAUGCACUUAAGGGUUGGUCCUGCUGCCGGAAGCGAACUGCAGAUUUCUCUGAGUUCUUAAACAUCAAGGGCUGUACUGUGGGACCACACUGUGCUGAGAAGCUCCCUGAGGCCCCUCAACCUGAGGGGCCUGCCACAAGCAGUUCACUUCAGGAGCAAAAACCUCUGAAUACGAUUCCAAAGUCAGCAGAGACUUUGCGUCGGGAGAGGCCCAAGUCAGAGUUGUCUCCAAAGCUGCUUCCGCUAAAUAUAUCCCAAGCCCUGGAAAUGGCAUUGGAACAGAAGGAAUUAGACCAAGAACCUGGAGCAGGACUUGACAGUAGUCUGAUCCGGAGUGGUUCCAGCUGCCAGAAUCCAGGAUGUGAUGCUGUUUACCAAAGCCCUGAGAGUGAUGCUACUCCAUGUACCUACCACCCAGGAGCACCUCGAUUCCAUGAGGGGAUGAAGUCCUGGAGCUGCUGUGGCAUCCAGACCCUGGAUUUUGGGGCAUUCCUGGCACAGCCAGGAUGCAGAGUUGGUAGGCAUGACUGGGGGAAGCAGCUGCCAGCAUCUUGCCGUCAUGAUUGGCACCAGACAGAUUCCUUAGUAGUGGUGACUGUGUAUGGCCAGAUUCCACUUCCUGCGUUCAAUUGGGUGAAGGCCAGUCAAACUGAGCUUCAUGUCCACAUUGUCUUUGAUGGUAACCGUGUGUUCCAAGCACAGAUGAAGCUCUGGGGGGUCAUAAACGUGGAGCAGAGCUCUGUCUCCUUGAUGCCAUCUCGGGUUGAAAUCUCCUUGGUCAAGGCUGACCCAGGAUCCUGGGCCCAGCUGGAGCACCCUGAUGCACUAGCUGAGAAGGCUAAGGCAGGGACUGGGUUAGAGAUGGAUGAGGAAGAAUCUGAGGAUUCAGAUGAUGAUCUGAGCUGGACAGAGGAGGAGGAGGAGGAGGAAGCGAUGGGGGAAUAGUGACACCAGUCAACUAUCUAGAUAGGACCUCAGUGGUUCCCUUAGAAUGUCAGAGACCAGGAUAUGGUUGGCCAUGUCCUGUUGUUAUUGAGCAGCAGCAGGCUGAAGGAGGGGAGAACAAAAGUGUCCAAACCGUGCUGUUUUUUCCCUUAAAUAAAUCUCGUAUUCUGCAGUUUCA